UGCUGGAAGCCCCUUGCAAGCCGGCGAGCGAUCGACGCCAUUUCCUAUCCCAGCGUGUCUCCACGAUACAGCAAAACAAGACGGCCACGAUGGUGAAACUCUUCAUCGGCAACCUGUCCCCGAGCACGACCGCCGAUCAGCUGCGGACGCUUUUCGCUCAGUACGGGGAGGUAACGGAGAGCGACGUGGUCAAGGACUUCGGCUUCGUGCACAUGGACGAGCGCUCUGCUCAGGAGGCCAUCAAGAACCUGCACCACUAUGAGCUGAACGGGAGGCUCAUGAACGUGGAGAUCAGCCGCAGCAAGAAGCAGCAGCAGCAGCUGACGGACCCGGGCCCCCCCUGGGCCACCACCAAGCUCCACGUGGGCAACAUCAGCAGCACCUGCACCAGCCAGGACCUGCGCGCCAAGUUCGAGGCGUACGGCCAGGUGGCCGAGUGCGACAUCGUGAAGGAGUACGCCUUCGUGCACAUGGUGCGGGCCGAGGACGCCAUGGAGGCGAUCCAGGGUUUGGACAACGCCGCGUUUCAAGGCAAACUGAUCAGCGUAAAACUUUCGACCAGCAACCUCAGAACCACGCCAGGCAUGGGAGACCGGAUGAACUGUUAUGUGUGUGGGAGAAAGGGCCAUUGGGCCCAUGACUGCCGAGUGGCUCAGAAAGAUUCCUUCUUGGAUGGUCCUGCGUUCCCCAGGAGCAACGGAUUUGACGGUCCGGGUUUCCGAGGACGUGGCGACCCGGGGUUCAGAAGAGGCGGCCCUGGGGGGCCAGGGUUCGGCAGGGGUGCAGGGUACGGGCCCCGCCCUGCUUACGGAAGGGGUUCAGACUAUGGUCCUGACUCUAGCAGGGUUCCAGGCUAUGGGGGCGGCCCUGAGUCCAGCGGGUACAGAGGUGUCCCUAGAUUUGGGAGAGGUCUCCACCGGGGAAAUGGGGCUGAAGGCUACGGAGGUGUCCAGGUGUACAGCGGUGAGGCAGACUACAGCAGCGGCAGGAGCCUGGGAUACCCACCGACGUGCCCCUCUCCCUACGGGGGGAGAGAAAGCUACAGUGGCGUCGACUUCUAUGAGAAGUUCAGAUCCCGCCCUCUAGAGGAAAGGCACUCCCUCGCCCCACCUCGCCUUCCACCACCUCCUCCUGCUCCCUCCUCCAUGAUGAGAGACCGCCUGUCUGCCUCCGCCCUCGACCCCUAUGAGAGACGCCCCCUGCCCCUCCCGCCGGGUCCCGUCUCCUCCUCCUACUACGCCCGAGAGCGCAGCCCCGUCCGCCGGGCUCCCCCUGUGGCAGAGGGGUACGGUUACGAGCGCUCCCGCCUGUCUCCAGUCUCCUCCCUCUCCAGGAGCUCCCCGUACGAGGCGCCGCGGGCGAGGGACCCCUACGCGGAACGGGCGUGGUACGCUUUUUAGUCUCGGGCGCCACACAAAACAAACAGGUUUGUAUUUGCCGAGGGUGAAGGUGGGAGGGGGGGUGGGGGGGUCCCCGUGUUCCCGGCUCCACGCGACGCGAAGUCUCCCCUCUCGUUUCACGCAGAUUGCUUUCGGCUGCCCCGCGAACAGGAGGGACAGUUGCUCGGACUUGUCUGUGUCUCGUCUCCUCAUGACCUGACCUUGUGAAUUUAUGACCAGUUUUGUCUUUCAUUUUAUUUUCUGUAUUCAGAGGCCACAGAAUUUUUUUAAAUUAUUUUUUUAUAUUUCUUUUGUCUUGGCUUUUUUUUUUUUUCUUUUUUGAGAUUAUUAUUACUUCCGACGCAGGGGGGAACCAAAAAAAACAAAGUUUCCUUUUUUCUUUUUUUCGAAUCUUAGAUUUCAGGAUAUGCUACAAGUUUGUCAUCUUGCAUAAAAAAAUGUAAAAAAAUGAAUGCAGUAAUUUCUCAAAUUUGGGUGGGUGUAUAAUUCAGUACCAACAGUUAACACGCGCUGUGUGUCCUUUGUGGUGUGUGUUUGGUUUUAAACGGAUUGACUACAGUCUGAUAAUUUGCAGUUCUCUUUUUAGUGGGGUGGGGGGGUUCAGAGGCUGGCUUGCUUGGGUGCUGUGAUGAAGGGAGGAGAUAUUUUAUAAUUUUUACAGAACAGAUUGCGUUUUUAAAAUGUCAGUUUCUAAUUCUUGCAGUUCUCAUUGCUGUGAAAGACACCUGCAUCUCUCAAUGUGUCUGGCUUUCUGGAUCCGGCCAGCAUGUAUUGAUCUAAAUACGGGUUUAAAUGUAUUUGGGGGGGGGAGGGGGUCUCCACCCGACUUCCCCUGUCCUGUAGAGAUUUGUUUCAGAGAUGUACAAUGAGGAGAAUCACAACCCAAGCUUCGCAUUCGCUGUGUGCUCGGAAUUCAAAUGGGCAAGUGCUUUUUUUUUUUAUAAAGGUAACAGGAUGACCAUCUUUUUCAAAGAGAAAUAAGAUACCAGCAUUUUUCUUUCUUUCUGUAGCCGGUUUGAUGUUUUUUUUUUUUUUUUUUGUAAAGUUAUUCAACGAACCAAAUGCCUUGCCUGUUUUGGGAAAUUUCUGUUCUGUGUUUUUUCUUUUUUUCGAUUUCCUUCCUUUUGCGCAUUUCCCGGUUCUUUCUUUUGUAAUACUGUCAGUAAAACAAAUAAAUACGCUUUUUAAAAUC
Molecule: messenger RNA, 2592 nt
Organism: Polyodon spathula (Mississippi paddlefish)
Lineage: Eukaryota; Metazoa; Chordata; Actinopteri; Acipenseriformes; Polyodontidae
Product: RNA-binding protein 4.1-like
Exons: 4
Coding region: 90-1400 (436 amino acids)
Cellular component (GO): cytosol
Molecular function (GO): zinc ion binding; mRNA binding
Source: RefSeq, a predicted model, not a curated record